Molecule: messenger RNA, 1953 nt
Organism: Triticum turgidum subsp. durum (durum wheat)
Lineage: Eukaryota; Viridiplantae; Streptophyta; Magnoliopsida; Poales; Poaceae
Source: the annotation of a GenBank genome assembly
AUGCCAGGCUAUCAAGGAAAGGCCAAGCUACUUCUUUGGGAGCACAAUCUCCUGUCUGAAGCAUUCAUCAGUGUGAUGGCCUGCCCAGGGAUUGAAUGUAAGAAGCAGUUGCUUAUGUCUCUGUUGAACCCUUUGAACAAAAUUUGGACCCAGUCAGAGUGGGAUGAAGAAUACAUGAGUUACACAUAUCGUCUGUCUGGUCUUCUUUGCGAUGAUCAAUUUAUGAAGACAGUACAUUUGUUGGUAAAGUCAUUUGAGGAGAUCAAAGGAAGCAAAAUUGAACAUUCUACAGGAACACAGGAAAAAUGCUCUCCAACAUCAAUUGCUAAUUACCAGCACUCAUCUACCUUUCUACAGCUAAUGCUUACCCUGCUCUUACGGAUCCUUCAUUUCAUACACAUGGCUUGGACGGAUCAGUCUGCGUAUGAUCUGCCAGAAAUUAUUAGAAGAGCUAAACUCAUGAGUACCAUGGAGAUAUUCACUUUUCUACCGGAGACUAAUAGUUUACCUGACAAUGAUGGAGUUGAUGCUAUUAGGGUGGAUGCUAUCGGAACACGCUUACGUGAAAUUCGAGAGACUGGGUACAAUGUCAUAGGCUUGUGCGCGAACGUUGGAAGAUCAUUUUUUGAAUUGGACAGCUCUCUUUUCAUCCAUGCUCUUGUGGCGGAUAUAAGCUUCAUGGAAUUUGAUCAUUUGGGGAAAUUCAUAGAGCUCACCUUCAUUCCAUUAGUCAGAUGUUGCCCUCGAGAAUGUUGGGACAAAUGGGUGCUGUUGUUGUUGGAAUCUUUAUUUUUCUACUGUGAGCGAAAUUUUCGUUAUGCGUGGCUCAGUCUUAUACACGAGGGCCGAGCUAAAGUACCAGAUUUCUUUGGCGAUCUAUACGGACCGGAAGACAAACUCAAGAAAUUAGAAGUGGAGCUGGUGCUUAAAUUCACUCGUUCUGUAUCUUUAUUGCUCAGGGUCUUAGCAUCAAAAGAACUUAAUAGCGGCCUUCCGGAUUUGAAUUGUCCAAAGUCUGACUUGAAAUCCAUAUCUUCCAGCUCUCUUAUGGGGUAUCUUUUACUUCACAAUUGCUUUGGGAGGUUUAGUAUGUACUUGUUUGGGUGUUUGGUGGAUCAUCAAGCAACUAUGGAAGCACUACCCUUUUUUCAUGCAUUGAUCCGCCUUGCUGUUGCUACUGAUGAUGAGAGACUGAAACAGUUUAUUCUUAAUGAAAUGCUUCCAACCAUUGUCCGUUUUAGUGAUAGGAGUCCUCAAAGUGGAAUCUCACGGUUAAGAUCGGAGUUAAGUUCAAGCAAUGAAGUGAGUUCUAUGGAUGAUGUUGUUUGCCUUGGUCAAGAAAUAUACAAAGUUUACUUACACAAUCAGGCAAGUUACUAUGACGAAUGGCGAAAUGUAGACAGAAAAACCUGUGCGGAUGGAUUCAUCGAUUGGUUCAAUAAUGAAUUGAAGUAUCUUCAUUACUGUGCGUCUUUGUCUGCUCCAAAUAUUUUCCCAAAGCACUCUGUGUGGAAUUGGGAGUUCAAUGAAGAAUUUGACAGAUAUUUUCCUACUUAUAUGGAAAUGCUGCAUGAGGUGGAUACAAUGAACGACUGUCUGGAGCGUAAACUUUUAAACGGUAAUGCUCUUCUUGAGAGAUUAAAUCCAGAGUUUAAGGCAAAGUAUGCCAUUAACAGCUUGCAACAUCCUCAUUUGCGAAUCAUGUCCCGUAUGCUACGGAGAAAGGUGCGUGAUGUACGCUAUCGGCGACGUACUGAUGAGAUCGACAAGUGUUUGCUCCAACUUAUCAAUCUGAAACCUUACAUUAAGCAAACUGAUUGUCCGGAUGAUGUUAUGGAUUGUCUUGAGGAAAGCUGUCAUCCACAAUCUGACCUUUGGCAAGGUUAUGCACUAAGGGCAGUUGAUGUAAGUAUUAAUUUACUCUGUAAUUCAUUUGACGGAAGGUUGGACUGA